AUGGCCUCAGGAUCAUCAAGUAAUAUGGAGCUUAAGACAAACAGUCAAGAUCCAAACAUAAUUUUUGAAGAAGUAUCUCCCACCACUUUACUUGAUUCAAACAGGUUUACUUGUGAUGUAUGCCUUCAAGGGUUUCCGAGAAAGCAAAAUUUAUCACUUCACCAACGAGCUCACAAUCUUCCUUUCACCCUCAAGACAAGGGCACCAAAUGAUCCAGUGCCCAGAAAGAAGUAUCUAUGCCCCGAGCCAACAUGUGUCCACCACAACCGUUCUCAUGCCAUUGGAGACUUUGGUGGUCUUAAGAAACAUUAUUUACGAAAACAUAGUACUGAUAAAAAUUACAAGUGUGUCACCUGCUCCAAGGCAUACAGUGUUCAUGCCGACCUUAAAGCACAUGUUAGAAUAUGUGCUGGGAAAAAUAACCUUCGUCAUGGUGGUUCUCGGUCCUCAAGGGCCGGUUACUUCAAUGCUCAUCCGGAAAACUGUGAUGCAGCAGAGAAUGUGGGUGCAGGUAGAACUGUGUCACGUCCACAAACAAAUACCAAUGAAAGCAGCAGCAGCCGCAGCAGCCUCAUAGGUCCUCAGAUUUCGUUCAUCCAAAACCAAUCCAGCUCUUACCCUUUAACCACACCCUUCCAGUCUCAAUCAUGUCAGUUUGGGGCAGGCCCUAGCAGCUUCAUGACCUACCCUUCUCCUUUCAUAUCCCCAACUCCAUCCAACCAAUACCAGCAAGGGUAUCAUGAAAAUCUGAAUAUUCAGGGGGGCUGUGGGAAUGCCUUUGGAGCCACUGAAGGUAGAAGUAUGUUCUUUGAUGGUGGUUUUAUGCAUGAUCCCACAAUUUCUGGUAACUUGACACCAGCUAUGCAUAACCCUGGUCUACAAGAGAUGCUUAACCCAGUGACUGGGAGUGGUGACGCGGGCGGUUAUCCACAAGGGGGUUACCAGGGUUACGGUGUUGGCAGUGGACAAUUCGAGUACAGUGGUGGAAUGGAUAUGUUCAAUUAUCAACAACAGCAGCAACACAAUGUGAAUUUCGAUACCUCAAGCUCUUUCAACUUGACACCAGCUAGGCAUAACCUUGGACUAAAUGAAAUGUUCAAUCCUACCACUGGCAGUAGUGGCAUAGGCGGUUAUGAGCAUGGUGUUGGCGGUUCAACUUUCGAUCCCUCAAGCUCUUUUAACUUGACACAAGCUAGGCAUAACCUUGGACUAAAUGAAAUCUUCAAUCCUACCACUGGCAGUAGUGGCAUAGGCGGUUAUGAGCAUGGUGUUGGUGGUUCAACUUUCGAUCCCUCAAGCUCUUUCAGUGAAAACAUAGGAUAUAGUGCUGGAAUGGAAACGUUCAACUUUCAGCAAUAUCAGCAGCUGCAACAGCCAUUACAAAAUGUGAAUCCUGAAUAUGUGAAUGUUCACGGAGAUUUGGGCAAUAUUAGUGGAACUGGGGAAGGAAGUAGUGAUGCGGGCUAUUAUGACCAACGGAGUUACAACGGUUACAUGCCGUAG
Helianthus annuus (common sunflower) is the source of this 1503-nucleotide messenger RNA. RefSeq names its product protein indeterminate-domain 6, chloroplastic-like. NCBI's taxonomy places the organism in Eukaryota, Viridiplantae, Streptophyta, Magnoliopsida, Asterales, Asteraceae. The transcript has 4 exons. Gene Ontology annotation, cellular component: nucleus. Gene Ontology annotation, molecular function: DNA-binding transcription factor activity. Bases 1 to 1503 code for a protein of 500 amino acids. The record is from RefSeq and is a predicted model, not a curated record.